UAAAAACAAAGGGAGCCGGGUAUGGGGGAGGGGCUAUCAAACCGGAAGUGUGGCGUUUUACUUCCUGAACUUUCCAGGAGGCCAUGGAGGCCUACGAGCAGGUCCAAAAGGGACCCCUGAAGCUGAAAGGCGUCGCAGAGCUUGGAGUGACUAAGCGGAAGAAGAAAAAGAAAGACAAAGACAAGGCGAAACUCCUGGAAGCGAUGGGAACGAGCAAAAAGAACGAGGAGGAGAAGCGGCGCGGACUGGACAAGCGGACACCGGCCCAAGCGGCAUUCGAGAAGAUGCAGGAGAAGCGGCAAAUGGAAAGGAUCCUGAAGAAAGCAUCCAAAACCCACAAGCAGAGAGUAGAGGACUUCAACAGACACCUGGACACGCUCACAGAGCACUAUGACAUUCCCAAAGUCAGCUGGACCAAGUAGCAGGCCCACCAUGGGUACCGAGUGGCAUCGAGGAGGAGCAGAAGGCAAUGUUGCGGCUCUGUUUGGGGCCUUUGGUAUUUUCUAGAAACAUUCUGUGCACACAUCCUUGCGUCUUCUGCUGAGACAGUGCUUUGCAAAGCUGUGUGUCCUCAUUCCGGAACUUGAUUAAAGUAAGACUGUCCUUUU
Bubalus bubalis (water buffalo) is the source of this 608-nucleotide messenger RNA. It is a transcript of the gene FAM32A, whose product is annotated as family with sequence similarity 32 member A. Gene Ontology annotation, cellular component: nucleolus. The record is from RefSeq and is a predicted model, not a curated record. The transcript is spliced from 4 exons. Bases 84 to 422 code for a protein of 112 amino acids. NCBI's taxonomy places the organism in Eukaryota, Metazoa, Chordata, Mammalia, Artiodactyla, Bovidae.